Pseudozyma flocculosa PF-1 is the source of this 1719-nucleotide messenger RNA. RefSeq lists its product as uncharacterized. Lineage: Eukaryota; Fungi; Basidiomycota; Ustilaginomycetes; Ustilaginales; Ustilaginaceae. The record is from RefSeq and is a predicted model, not a curated record. The transcript is spliced from 2 exons. The coding region runs from base 1 to 1719 and encodes 572 amino acids.
AUGGCAUCGACAGGCGGCGGCUUCCUUAUCGACGACUUCUCGUCGAUACUGCCCGAUGCGCCUGCGGACGCCGCAGCAUCCGAGCAGCACGCCGACGAGUCGGUCCAGGCAUCGACCUUUGUCCCGCAGCCCCUCUCGGCCAAGCAGGAAGCCCGUCUGCGCUCCUACCUCGACAACUCGCUCCUCGUUAUCUCGCGCGGCUACCGAAAGCGAUUCGAUCCGUCUUCUCCUCUGCCAUCCCUCAUCCCCUUCUGGCAGCAGUGGAACGUCAUCCUCGGUGUCCUGGCCCGCGUGCCGCCGUAUGGCAGCGGCGGCACUAAUCUCCUCGUCUCGUACCUGCUCAGGUGCACCUCGGACAUCUGCGAUGGCAUCGCCGGCUACGGCCUAGGGAUGGAGAUAGAGCGGGCGAGAAGAGAAAGCAGGCAAAAGGGCGACCAGGCACCCUCCAAAGCCCGGGACGAAGCCGCAGAUGCGUACAGCGACCGACCAGGAGCAGAGGAUGGCGAGGAUGGCGAGGACCAGCACGAAGAUGAGGAGCAAAGGCGCCGUCAAGAGAUCGCGCUCCGCAACAAGCAGCUCAACCUCGUCCUCGAGGCCACCAGCCUGCUUGAUCGGAUGUGGACCGCCAUCCUGCGCGGCUACAUGAUAAACUUCCCCGUGGCUCUCAAGCGCGCUCGAGAGGCUUUCUCUGACGCAGACGAUUCGAGCAAUCCGACGGAGCAGGGACGCAACGGCAAAGCAUCCCUUCGCUCGACAGUCCCUGGUAUCGGCCGAUUCACCUCGAGCCUCGUGCCCUCUCCUGCAGUCGACGGCCGCUUCCUAUCCACGCCUCAUAGCAGUGCCCUGGGCUCUGAGCGGGAGAGCCUGCCGAUCCAGGGCGGCAAAGGCAUCCGCACCGUCGGCCAGACGGACCGCGUGCGGCUGCGCAACAUUGCCGUGCUGGCGCGUGAGAAGCUGUUCGCCUGGAUGCGAGAGGAGCUCAACGCACCGCUGCCGCCAACGAUGGACGAGGACGAGGAGGACGACGGACAGGCGACUGCCGGGGACAUCGUGCCAGGCGUCGUGGCCGACCAGUUGGACGAGGAGAACGAUGGUGAGGAGCAGCGAGAGAUGGAGGCGGACGAGGACCUCGAGGGCGAGAUGGAAGACGUGCCCAUCGGUGACGCGCAGGCCGAUCCACCACCCGCAAUCGAGCCGGAAGGGGAAACUUAUGAUCCUCAGGAGGACACGGCAGAGCAUCGCCAUUUCCAGGAGCUGUUCGAUCGCAAGAUCGAUCCGGAUGCCGACGAGAGUGACGAGGCUCCUGACGAACGCGAGUCGUCGCCACUGCGCGACCCGUCGCCGGUCGAUUCUCGUUCCACGAAGCGACCGCACUCUCCCAAUCCUGCGUCGCCCUCACAGCCAUCGACGUCGACUCCAACGACGACGGAACCGCCGCGCAAAGCCGCGCGGGCGGCUCAGCAGACCUCUGCCUCGGCGCAUCGUCCACACCGACCGACGCAGUCCGAGACGGCAUCGGCCGACGUCGACCUGUAUUCCGACUCGGUGGUCCAGUGGGACCUUGCCUUCACCCGCAUCUUUAGCCGGACGCUCAAGACGCUCAGCGAUCUCGCCGAGUCUGCUGGCGGCAGUGCGGAUCCCGCUCGCAAGGCAGGGUCAGGUGGAAUCGGGCUGCGAGGUGGAGAGAUGGAGGACGGUGACGGUGACGCGGACGCAUAG